CGCUCCUCCCUCCCUGGGCUGCACCGCUCACGCCUUCCUGUUAGUGCGAGCUGGGAGAAGUUCACUCCGAUCAGCUGAUCCCAACUGACAACAGGCGAGCAGGAAGCCCGUGAAGCUACGAAGGAGGAGGGGAGCGGAGAUGGAGAUGAGGAUGGAUCUGCCGGUGCCCUGAGGAACAACCCCCGCCCACACCGGCGCCCUGCGGCCCCCCAACGCCACCUCGCCGCGGCCGAGCUGUUCCGUGGCUCCUCCGCUCCGGCCCCUCGGGUUGUGGUGGUGGUGUCUGGAAGGAAGGAAGGCUGAGGAACCCCUGGCUGGAGAGGAGCGUCACGGUGGGGGCCUGAGUGGGCAGAUUGUUUGCUUGGCCCGGAGGGGGGAGGUAUUCUCUGAAAUACUGGCUUGAGGUUGAAGUAUACUGAAAAGCUCUUGACCACUUUCUUUACUACCAAAUCCCUGUGGCCGAGGCCCAACCGAUGAGCACCUCUGUGACCUAUCAGACCUCUCUCAUAUAGCCAUAAAUGACCCGUUCAAGUUAAUUUUGACCACAAAUUUGCCUGCACUUUAUGGAGGAUGAAAUCAUCAAACCAAAUCAACGUUGCUGCUGAUACAAGAGUCUCGGAGGCAGAAAAUUAGAAAUUCAAACGUUUGUCAGUGUGUAAAGAAUUAUAAUAGGACAUUGAAGGUUUUCUUUUUUAAGGUGUUGAGAACCCUGUGGAAGUUCUGUGCAGUCUUCAGGCCCCAAGCCUUUGUCUUCACUCUUGGGACAAGCUCGGUGACUGUUACAUGGUGGGUGUGUUUCCUUACCAAUCUGAGUAUGAGUGCCCAGACUUCCCCAGCAGAAAAGGGCCUGAAUCCUGGGCUGAUGUGCCAGGAAAGUUAUGCCUGCAGUGGGACUGACGAAGCUGUCUUUGAGUGUGAUGAGUGCUGUAGUCUGCAGUGUCUCCGUUGUGAGGAGGAACUUCAUCGGCAAGAGCGCCUGCGAAACCACGAGCGGAUAAGGCUCAAACCUGGCCACGUCCCUUACUGUGACUUCUGCAAGGGUCCCAAUGGGCAUUUGCCAAGUGUUAGGCAGAGGGCAGUCGUGAGGUGUCAGACCUGCAAAAUCAACUUGUGCCUGGAGUGCCAGAAGAGGACUCAUUCUGGGGGUAACAAAAGGAGACAUCCUGUUACUGUGUACCAUGUCAGUAACAUCCAGGAGUCGCUGGAAGCAGAAGAGAUGGAUGAGGAGACCAAGAGGAAGAAGAUGACUGAGAAGGUUGUGAGUUUCCUCCUAGUAGAUGAAAAUGAAGAAAUUCAGGUAACGAAUGAAGAGGACUUUAUUAGAAAAUUGGACUGCAAACCUGAUCAGCAUCUGAAGGUGGUUUCCAUUUUUGGAAAUACUGGUGAUGGGAAGUCUCAUACUCUCAACCACACUUUCUUUUAUGGUCGUGAAGUCUUUAAAACCUCCCCUGCCCAGGAGUCGUGCACUGUGGGAGUGUGGGCAGCCUAUGACCCAGUCCACAAAGUAGCAGUGAUAGACACGGAAGGGCUCUUGGGAGCUACCGUGAAUCUAAGCCAGAGAACACGUCUGCUACUUAAGGUCCUGGCCAUCUCAGACCUGGUCAUCUAUCGAACUCAUGCAGACCGGCUGCAUAAUGACCUCUUCAAAUUCCUUGGGGACGCCUCGGAAGCUUAUCUGAAGCACUUCACGAAGGAGCUCAAGGCUACCACUGCCCGCUGUGGCUUGGAUGUCCCUUUAUCCACCCUGGGCCCUGCAGUUAUCAUUUUCCACGAGACUGUACACACGCAACUAUUGGGCUCUGAUCACCCCUCAGAGGUGCCAGAGAAGCUCAUCCAGGACCGGUUCCGGAAGCUGGGCCGCUUCCCUGAAGCCUUUAGUUCCAUUCACUACAAGGGAACGAGGACUUAUAACCCUCCCACAGACUUUUCUGGGCUGCGGCGUGCUUUGGAGCAGCUGCUGGAAAACAACACCACCCGUUCUCCCCGGCACCCAGGGGUCAUCUUCAAAGCCCUGAAGGCCUUGAGUGACCGCUUCAGUGGGGAGAUCCCUGAUGACCAGAUGGCACACAGCUCCUUUUUUCCAGAUGAGUACUUCACCUGCUCCUCCUUGUGCCUCAGCUGUGGGGUUGGAUGUAAGAACAGCAUGAAUCAUGGGAAGGAAGGAGUGCCUCAUGAAGCCAAGAGCCGCUGUAGAUACUCCCACCAGUACGACAACCGAGUCUAUACCUGCAAGGCCUGCUACGAGAGAGGCAAGGAAGUCAGCGUAGUGCCCAAAACAUCUGCUUCCACCGACUCUCCCUGGAUGGGUCUCGCAAAAUAUGCUUGGUCUGGCUAUGUGAUCGAAUGUCCCAACUGUGGUGUGGUCUAUCGGAGUCGGCAGUACUGGUUUGGGAACCAAGAUCCUGUGGAUACAGUGGUGCGGACGGAGAUUGUGCACGUGUGGCCUGGAACCGAUGGAUUUCUGAAGGACAAUAACAAUGCCGCACAGCGCCUGCUGGAUGGGAUGAAUUUCAUGGCUCAAUCAGUGUCCGAACUUAGCCUCGGGCCCACCAAGGCUGUGACAUCCUGGCUGACGGACCAGAUUGCUCCUGCCUACUGGAGGCCCAACUCCCAGAUCCUGAGCUGCAACAAGUGUGCGACGUCCUUUAAAGAUAACGACACUAAGCAUCACUGCCGGGCCUGCGGGGAGGGCUUCUGUGACAGCUGUUCAUCCAAGACACGGCCAGUGCCCGAGCGGGGCUGGGGCCCUGCGCCUGUGCGGGUGUGUGACAACUGCUAUGAAGCCAGGAAUGUCCAGUUAGAUGUUACUGAGGCACAGGCGGAUGAUGAAGGAGGAACAGUGAUUGCUCGGAAGGUGGGCGAGGCUGUGCAGAACACUCUGGGAGCUGUGGUGACAGCCAUUGACAUACCACUGGGUCUGGUAAAGGAUGCGGCCAGGCCGGCGUACUGGGUUCCUGACCACGAGAUCCUGCAUUGCCACAACUGCAGGAAGGAGUUCAGCAUCAAGCUCUCCAAGCACCACUGCCGGGCCUGCGGACAGGGCUUCUGUGACGAGUGCUCCCAUGACCGCCGGGCUGUCCCCUCUCGUGGCUGGGACCAUCCUGUCCGAGUCUGCUUCAACUGCAAUAAAAAGCCCGGUGACCUUUAACCCCAGCCCCUCUCGGAGUCCUUCACAAUUCCUUAGGUUCUCAGGGUUAGAAACAGAAGUCUCAUCGAGGUAGGCCCUCCUCCCGGUCACCUACUGUGGUGUGUGUCCUCUCCUCUACUCCUCCUGGGGCCACUUUCCCUCAGUGGGGGGGUGAGCCUGGCGGCAGGACCGAAGGCGUUAACCCCUCAGGGCAGGGGCCGAGCAACUCAUAGCAAAGGGGAACGAAUCCGUUGCAUUUGUUUCAUUUAACAAUAGUAAGUAUACAUGUGUAUAUCUCUCCAUAUAUACAUAUGAAAGGAGCCUGGAAUGUGUUGGGACUGCUGCUGGCUGCGAAGACCUAGCCCGGUCUGUCCCCAGCACAGGGAUAAGGUGGCGGUGGCAGUGGCAGCAGGUCUUCCCCACAAACUUGUGCCAGGUGCAAAGCCACUGCGUUGCUGUGCUUUCUCCUUUCCGCUCCUCUCCCAGCCUCAGAAGCCUCUCCUUCCCUUGCCCUUUCCCUGGGAAGUGAGCUCUCAGGGGCAUCUUGUUUCAAACAGCCUGAAGGGAACUCUACCUGGCCUUGGGCGGGGAGGGGGGUCACGUCCCAGUUCUUAACUUAAGCGUGUGUCAGAGACCACCCAACUUAGUGUGCAGGUCACCCUAGUGGGUGGAGGGUCAGGGGUUGGGUCUUCAGCCCUGAGAAGUCAAAAUGCAGAUCCAUGCUGUCCCCUGUACCUGGGAGAACCGGAAAGGCAAGGGGCCCUCCUGCAGUGCUUCCUGUUCCUGGGUGCUUCUCUCUACUAGGCAUCCCUAAAGGCUGCACCUUGCUCCCGUGCUGAAGCACCUGCCACCUCCUACCCUUUCCAUCUCCUUCCAGCCCAUGAUUUGCUUCUGAUCGCACUAGGAUUUUUAUUGCUUAAAGUGUCUUAAAUCUUUGUUCCCAGACACAAACCCUCUAGCUAUUGGAGGGAUGAUCAUGAGAAACCUUCCAGGGAAACAGAGCACAGAAUGGACUGUUAGUUUUUUUAAAGUAUAUAUAAAUAUUUCAACAGAUCAUAAAGAAAAAAUUCUCUUUUCAGUCCUUGCAAGAGAAGUCAAACGAACUUUUAUUUUCUUGUCAAGAGCUUGAACAUCCAUAUCUAUUGUGACCGGAAAGAGACUGUUGUGCUGAAAUCCUGUCAUCAUGGUGGAUUUUAUCUUCAAUGGCCAAAAAUGAAGACUGAACUGGUGGGUGGGUUGAGGUGCAUGGGUGGUCAUUCCUGGCGUGAGUAUCAGUUUGACACAAGCCCUGGAGUGUGUUGGUCCUUCUCCAACCUGCUCCUUACCACCUGCUGUGGCCCAGUGACUGAGGCCCUAUUCUAGAACUGUGUAUUAUCAAAUUUGCCAUUAUAAAGGAAUCUUCCUGC
Nycticebus coucang (slow loris) is the source of this 4533-nucleotide messenger RNA. It is a transcript of the gene ZFYVE1, whose product is annotated as zinc finger FYVE-type containing 1. Gene Ontology annotation, molecular function: metal ion binding. The transcript is spliced from 13 exons. The record is from RefSeq and is a predicted model, not a curated record. Lineage: Eukaryota; Metazoa; Chordata; Mammalia; Primates; Lorisidae. Bases 815 to 3148 code for a protein of 777 amino acids.